Paramecium tetraurelia is the source of this 1257-nucleotide messenger RNA. RefSeq lists its product as uncharacterized. The record is from RefSeq and is a predicted model, not a curated record. The transcript has 7 exons. Gene Ontology annotation, molecular function: ATP binding; protein serine/threonine kinase activity. Gene Ontology annotation, cellular component: nucleus; cytoplasm. Lineage: Eukaryota; Ciliophora; Oligohymenophorea; Peniculida; Parameciidae. Gene Ontology annotation, biological process: protein phosphorylation; mitotic DNA damage checkpoint signaling.
AUGUUCUCAUUAUGUGUAAUUGAUGAAUUGUAACAAUUCAUUACUGAAUUUUCUUAAAGUUUCAUGCACUUAAUUAAUAAAUUUGUAUAAAUGCAAUUUAUCUGCAAAAGGAAGCGUAAACUUUUCAAUAGCAAUUACAAGAUUGGAAUCAAAAAUAAUCAGAUCGUCAUACUAGAUGGAACUAACAUCGUCAAAUACACCAUUCCCUUCUACUCGGAGAUCGAAGUAAAUUGGAACUUGGACGAGAACAAAUUAAUCGGAUUUGAGUUUCUUUACAACAAGAAACUCAUUUAAUUCGAAAUGAAACCAGAAGAUUGCCAGGUAUUCUAAGACACAGUGAAAUCAUAAAUCUUCUUUUCAAACUUAUACAAGUUUUAUAAACCCAUUUAUGAAAUUGGUAAAGGAAGUUAUAGUAAUGUUUUGAAAGUAGUAAGUUAUCAGAAUAAAAAUAUGUAUGCCUGCAAGUGCAUAGAACCCAACGACAACUUUUCUGAACAAGAUAUUAUGAAUGAGAUUUAAAUACAUUCUUUAAUAAACCAUUAAAAUAUAGUUAGACUGUUGGGGAUAUCCAAAACUCAAAGGCAUUUCUAUUUACUUUUGGAAUUGCCAAAUGGUGACACUUUAAAAAAUUACAUGUGUAAGAAGAUCAAAUUAAGUGAAGAAGAAAUCGUUGGAAUUCUUAAAUAAUUAUUAUAAGCUAUAGAUCAUCUCCACUCGAACAACAUCAUCCAUCGAGACAUCAAGCCAGAAAACAUCAUCUUGCAACACUCCGACGAUCAAACUCUCAUUAAAUUGAUUGACUUUGGGCUUGCUGCGAAUCUCAAUGAUCCCCAUAUUUAGUAUAAAGUAUGUGGAACCAGUGGCUAUGUAGCUCCGGAAGUGAUAAACAACAAUGGACUCACACCAUAUGGCACAAAAUGUGACAUCUUUAGUUGCGGAGUGAUCCUCUAUUAAUUACUCACUCAUAAAUAUUUAUUUGAAGGAGACUCAAAAUCAGAAAUAUACGAGAAUAACAAACUGUAUCGCAAAGCUGAUUACAACUUUGGAGAUAUCCACUACUACUUUCAGAAUCUACUCUCCCAAAUGCUUGAAGAUAAUCCACAAAAGCGAAUCAAUGCUAAAGAAGCACUCACUAUUUUGGAGCAUAUUUCAAGACAAAUUGAUGAGAUUCCUGCAGAUGAUAACAUAUAGAGAUUGCCUGUCAUGAUGUCAAUCAAACCGAAAUCAGAUCCUAAUCUUAUGAACAUAGAUUUCUGA